Molecule: messenger RNA, 5112 nt
Organism: Diospyros lotus (date-plum)
Lineage: Eukaryota; Viridiplantae; Streptophyta; Magnoliopsida; Ericales; Ebenaceae
Product: serine/threonine-protein kinase VPS15
Exons: 11
Coding region: 212-4864 (1550 amino acids)
Biological process (GO): protein targeting to vacuole; macroautophagy; late endosome to vacuole transport
Cellular component (GO): phosphatidylinositol 3-kinase complex, class III, type II; phosphatidylinositol 3-kinase complex, class III, type I; late endosome
Molecular function (GO): ATP binding; protein binding; protein serine/threonine kinase activity
Source: RefSeq, a predicted model, not a curated record
AACAUCCAGUCUAUACGAGAGUCCCGUCUCCAAGUAUCCCAAACAAAACAAGUCCUGGAGAUACAGACCGCCACGGCGGCGAUGCUCGCUUUGCUUAGGCUCUCCGGCGGAAAAUCCCGAGGCCAAACCUCCAAAUCGCCCGUCGGAACCAUCGGAAUGUAAAACCUAACCGCCGGGACUCAGAGAGAAGAGGACGUCUUCGAGACAGAGCAUGGGCAACAAGAUCGCUCGGACGACGCAAGCCUCGGCGACGGAAUACUACCUCCACGACCUGCCGUCGUCGUACAAUCUUGUGCUGAAGGAGGUUUUAGGCAGAGGCAGAUUCCUCAAAUCCAUACAGUGCAAGCACGACGAGGGAUUGGUCCUCGUUAAGGUAUAUUUCAAGCGUGGCGACUCGAUCGAUCUUCGCGACUACGAGCGGCGACUCGCACAAAUCCGUGAGAUCUUCCCUAGGCGUGACGAUACCCAUUGCUGGCCCUUCCAGUUUUGGCUUGAAACGGAUAAAGCAGCUUAUCUGCUGAGGCAAUACUUUUUCAAUAAUCUUCAUGACCGAUUAAGCACUCGGCCUUUUCUCAGUAUUGUUGAAAAGAAAUGGCUGGCUUUUCAGCUAUUGUUUGCAGUGAAACAGAGCCAUGAGCAUGGAGUUUGUCAUGGUGACAUUAAGUGCGAGAAUGUUCUUGUAACUUCAUGGAAUUGGCUUUACCUUACUGACUUUGCGUCCUUCAAGCCCACUUAUAUUCCCCACGAUGAUCCCUCCGAUUUCUCAUUUUUCUUUGACACUGGAGGAAGAAGACGAUGUUAUCUUGCUCCGGAGAGGUUCUAUGAACAUGGAGGUGAGAUGCAAGUUGCACAAGAUGCACCACUAAGGCCAUCUAUGGACAUCUUUGCUGUAGGGUGUGUGAUUGCGGAACUUUUCCUUGAGGGCCAGCCUCUUUUUGAAUUGUCUCAGCUUCUUGCUUAUCGCAGAGGUCAAUAUGAUCCUGCCCAACAUCUUGAGAAGAUCCCAGAUUCAGGAAUCCGUAAGAUGAUUCUUCACAUGAUUCAGUUGGAUCCAGAGUUGAGAUUUUCUGCUGAAAAUUACCUUCAGAACUAUGCAAGUGUUGUAUUCCCAAGCUACUUCUCACCGUUUCUUCAUAAUUUCUAUUCCCACUUGAAUCGACUUGAUUCUGAUGCAAGGGUUGCAGUGUGCCAGACUGUUUUUCAGGAGAUACGUAAGCAAAUGAUGAACAAAAUUUCAAAUCAGGAGACAGGUGUUGGACUGGGAAAACAGUCAGGCACCAUAGGUGGUCAAUCAUUACAACCGAUGGGUAUAAAGAAAAACUUUGAUUUGAAAAAUGUUUCCCUGAUGGAAAAGGAAGAGGCAGAGAAAGGGUCAGUUAAUGAUCGUCUUGAACUUAUUGGUGAUAUCAGUAAUUUACUCAGAGAUGUGAAACAGAGUAAUCGCUAUUCAGAAAUGAAACCGAUACUAGUGGAUGCAGCGACUUCUGCAUUAUCUGAAGAUCAGAAACAGUGUGGCAUGCAAUCCCCUGGCGAGCUACUUCAGUCCAUCUCUAGUGUAUUUAAAAGAAAUCACCAUCCUUUUCUGAAAAAAAUUACAAUGAAUGAGUUGAAUUCAUUGAUGUCUGAAUAUGAAAAUCAGUCAGACACUUUUGGAAUGCCUUUGUUACCAUUGCCUCAGGACGGUGAUAGCUGUGAAGGUAUGGUUCUGAUUGCCUCUCUGCUAUGUUCUUGCAUACGCAAUGUCAAACUGCCUCAUCUGAGAAGGGGAGCUGUACUGUUGCUUAAGUCUUGCUCCUUAUAUAUUGAUGAUGAAGAUCGACUGCAGCGUGUACUUCCAUAUGUUGUUGCAAUGCUUUCUGAUGUUGCGGCAAUCGUGCGCUGUGCUGCUUUGGAGACUUUGUGUGAUAUUCUGCCUUUAGUUCGAGAUUUUCCUCCUAGUGAUGCUAAAAUUUUUCCAGAGUAUAUUCUUCCAAUGCUGUCCAUGCUUCCCGAUGAUUCAGAGGAAAGUGUGAGGAUAUGUUAUGCUAGCAAUAUAUCUAAACUGGCUCUAACUGCUUACGGGUUUUUACUUCACUCAAUAAGCUUGAGUGAGGCAGGUAUUCUCAAUGAAGCAAAUUCGUCUCCCCCAUUUACUGAGGCAUCUGGACGCUUGCAUAACCGGAACAGUGAUGUGCAGCUUGCACAGUUGAGGAAGUCCAUAGCUGAUGUCAUUCAGGAACUUGUAAUGGGCCCAAAGCAAACUCCAAACAUCAGGAGAGCACUUUUGCAGGAUAUAGGCAACUUAUGUUGGUUCUUCGGUCAGAGACAGAGUAACGACCUUUUGUUGCCCAUCCUUCCUGCUUUUUUAAAUGAUAGAGAUGAACAGCUGAGAGCUGUAUUUUAUGGACAGAUCAUUUAUGUCUGCUUCUUUGUGGGCCAAAGAAGUGUAGAGGAGUAUCUUCUACCUUACAUUGAGCAGGCCUUAAGUGAUGCAUCAGAGGCUGUAAUUGUGAAUGCAUUAGAUUGCUUGGCCAUUCUAUGCAAGAGUGACUUCCUACGGAAGAGGGUAUUGCUUGAAAUGAUUGAGCGUGCUUUUCCAUUAUUGUGUUAUCCCAGCCAGUGGGUAAGGAGGUCAUCAGUCACCUUUAUUGCAGCUAGCAGUGAGAGUUUAGGUGCUGUAGAUUCUUAUGUUUUCCUUGUCCCAGUCAUACGUCCAUUCCUCCGCAGACAACCUGCAUCUCUAGCAUCAGAAAAGGCUCUUCUUUUAUGUUUAAAGCCUCCUGUCCCUAGGCAGGUAUUUUAUGAAGUUUUAGAAAAUGCCAAGAGUUCAGACAUGUUAGAGAGACAGAGAAAGAUAUGGUAUAAUUCAUCACCUCAAUCUAAACAACAGGAAACUGUAGACCUGUACAAGAGAGCAGCUGGAGAAUUGAAUCCAAUAAAGGGAUGGUCUGACAGACCAUAUGAUGUAGAGGGUCAUACACCUGGUGGCAAUGGAACUGAAUGGCUGAAUCUGACCAAGCCUGAUAAUGGUGAUGCUAAACUAGGUGUUACGGCUAGCUUUCUUCCUACUACUUCUGGCCCAAUUGAUAAUCGUGAUUCUCUUUGCCCAGAAAAAUUGCAAUUUUCUAGCUUUAUGUCUCCUCAAAUUAGUUGCUCGAACAGUUUUAUUGUUGAGAAAUCAUCAGGAGGCAUACCUUUGUAUUACUUUAAGAAAGAUAAACGAGCAGCAGCAAUUACUCCAGCGGCCUCUGGUUCAUCACUGCAAUUGAACACUCUUGGCUUGGGUUCAUCGUCCAUGCCUUGGAUGGAUCCAGCAAAUAAAUCCUUAGGCUUGGCUAGUUCAGUUCCAUUGCCUAAGCUAGUCUCGGGUUCUUUUAGUAUUAGUAACAAUUCUAAACAGUUUCACAGAGUGGUGCAUGAAGCAGAAAGCAGGGAAAAUGAUCAAACAGCAUUUAUUAGCAGCAAGUUUCAAGACUCAACUAGAUCUAGUGCAAUGAAAGGAAGUCCUAUUGUAGAGGAAGAUGGCGGAAGUCCAACAGAUGUAACUGGAUUACCAUCGUUUACACGAGGUUCAUCAAUCCCAGGUUCAGGGUGGAAGCCACGUGGGGUGUUGGUUGCACAUCUUCAGGAGCAUCGUUCUGCUGUUAAUGACAUUGCCAUUUCCACGGAUCAUAGCUUUUUUGUAAGUGCAUCUGAUGAUUCCACUGUUAAGGUGUGGGAUUCCAGGAAGUUAGAGAAAGACAUCUCAUUUAGGUCGAGGCUAACUUAUUCCCUGGAGGGAAGCAGAGCACUACACGUUGCAAUGCUCCAAGGCUCCGCUCAAGUUGUUGUUGGAGCCUGCGACGGUGUAAUACAUAUGUUCUCUGUUGAUUAUAUCUCUAGAGGUCUUGGCAACAUUGUUGAGAAGUAUACAGGCAUUGCUGAUGUCAAAAAAACAAGUGUUGGAGAAGGUGCCAUACUCAGCCUUCUAAACUAUUCAGCAGAUAGGGAUUCCAGGCAGAUGAUUAUGUACAGCACCCAGCAUUGUGGGAUACAUCUUUGGGAUAUGAGAACAAAUUCAAACUCAUGGAAUUCAACAGUAAAUCCUGAGGAAGGUUAUGUGUCCUCUCUGGUGGCAAGCCCUUGUGGGAACUGGUUUGUGUCUGGCUCUUCAAGAGGUGUGCUUACUCUUUGGGAUCUUAGGUUCUGUCUUCCUGUCAACUCAUGGCAGUAUUCUCUUGUUUGUCCUAUUGAGAAAAUGUGCCUUUUUCUUCCACCUUCAAACACUGCUAUAUCAACUGCUGCAAGGCCUCUUGUUUAUGUUGCAGCAGGUUGUAAUGAAGUCUCUCUUUGGAAUGCAGAAAAUGGAAGCUGCCACCAGGUAUUGAGGGUGAUAAAUAAUGACAGUGAUGCUGAUUUUUCUGACCUUCCUUGGGCAUUGGCCAGGCCAUCCACUAAAGCAAAUAUUAAACCCGAUCUAAGGCGAAAUGUCAAUCCUAAGUACAGGGUUGAUGAACUUAAUGAGCCUGCUGUCCGUGUUCCUGGUAUUCGUUCUUUGCUCCCCUUACCUGGAGGAGAUCUGUUAACUGGUGGUACAGACUUGAAGAUACGUCGCUGGGACCAUUACAGCCCUGACAAGAGCUACUGUGUCUGUGGGCCAACUGUAAAGGGAGUUGGAAAUGAUUAUUUUUUUGAAACAAAGUCUAGUUUUGGGGUACAAGUUGUGCAGGAGACGAUGAGACGACCUCUGGCAACCAAGUUGACUCCAAAGACAGUACUUGCUGCUGCUGCCACUGAUUCUGCAGGUUGCCAUCGUGACUCUAUUCUAUCUUUGGCUCCUGUCAAGCUGAACCAACGACUUCUAAUAUCAAGCAGUAGAGAUGGGGCCAUUAAGGUUUGGAAGUAAAGGGCCUUAGCUUCAGAGUGAUUUAUUGUACAUACUGCAGAUGUUAGUCAAAACUGUACAUAACAUACUAAGAAUAGGAGAUGCGUUCCUGGAUCAUCACUCUACGUUCAACCCCUUCCUCAGUCCUAAUACACCCAGUUGCUAGAUUGUAAAGCAAGUGGCUGUAUUGGGACAGAUAGUAACUUAAUACAGUUUGAAUGCUAUUAUUUCACAGGUUUAUGUGUGAAUUUCAAGAAUUUCUAUUUGUA